Clonostachys rhizophaga is the source of this 1350-nucleotide messenger RNA. The record is from the annotation of a GenBank genome assembly. Lineage: Eukaryota; Fungi; Ascomycota; Sordariomycetes; Hypocreales; Bionectriaceae.
AUGAGAUUUAAACUUUACCACACUCUGCUUGCUGCUUUCGCUGCACAAGCCUAUGCUACCACACCACCAACAGCAUCGUUCAAUAACUCCAUCUCGUGGGCUGCUUGCAAAUCCGGAUUGCCUGAAGGACUUCACUGCGGUCAACUCGAGGUUCCGCUGGACUGGUCAAAGCCUCAUGGAGAGAUGAUCACACUGGGGCUCAUGAAGCUGGAAGCCAUAAGCAAGUCCCAAAGACUGGGGAGCCUCAUGUUCAACCCUGGUGGCCCUGGCGGUGCUGCCACGACAAUGUGCAAGUACCAAGCCGCAGGCGUGCCAUUCUUCGCAGUCCCAUAUCAUGCGACGCAUCUCUGUGGAACCGCCUUCUUUCUCUCUUUUCCAACAAAUGAGGAGGAGUACCCAAAAAUUUUGGACACCUCAAAGACCUUUGCCAACAGCUGUCUUGAGCUGUCUGGCGACCUGGUAAGGCAUGUUCACACAAUAAGCGUUGUGCAUGAUAUCGAAGCACUCAGACUGGCUCUGGGCGACGGAAAGCUCAAUUGGCUCGGGAUAUCCUAUGGCGCCCAGAUUGCUGCGCAAUACGCCGCCACCUACCCAGAGAGCAUUCGCUCCAUUGUCAUGGACGGGAACGUCGAUCACACUUCGACAGAGAUAUACACAACAAACGCCGAGGCUGCCACGUACGAAGACGAGCUGGUUAGGUUCUUCGAAUGGUGCAGCGCCACAGAGUCCUGUCCGCUCCACGGGCAAGACGUCUCGGAGUUGUUUCUUGACCUGGUGGCGAAAGCUGAUCGUGAGGCCAUCGCCGCUCCUGGCUGUUUAGCUACAGCAGACACUUCGUCCGCCGGGAGCUGUCGAUCCAACGUGACCGGGGAGGACAUCCGCUUCAACGUGCAAGGAAACAGCCUAUUGACGCAUAAAGACGAAAUCGCGAUUGCACCAGGCUGGGACUUGCUUGGACAGGCCCUGAACGAAAGCAUGCACGGAAACGCCACUCUGCUAUCGUCUGGCUGGGCGACAGACAACAACUCCUCCCUUUGGCAGGGACUCGUGAUAGGGUGUCUUGACUGGUACGCGUCCACCGAUAGCUUUGCCCAGAACGAAUAUCAGAAGAUGAACGAGACGGCGCUGCGUCAAGCCCCUCCCAUACUCAUGGUAAAUGCCGAACACGACCCAGAGUCCUCCUUUCUCUGGGCUCAGAACCCCUAUUCGCAGAUGCCGAGCGCCACCCUUCUCACGAGGCAAGGCGACGAUCAUGCAAGCUAUGGGAACAGCGGCGAAGCUCAAGCCAUCAUGGAGUCUUACCUUGUUAAUCUAACGAUGCUUGCAAAGAACACAAUCGUGAACUCGUGA